AUGGCAUCACCAAUGUCCCCAGAUCGGGAUAAGCCAUUGCCAUUCAUCCCAAGAUUCGACAGAUCGACUUCAAAAUCACGGCCUGGAUGGGACGAAGAGAAGUGCAAACGAUAUAUUAUCAGAAAUUUCAGCUGGGUUCCCCGGAACUUUGAGUAUGAUGAUGGCUUGAAAUUGAUACAUGCUGACCUCGAAACCGCUUUUGGAGAUGAGAAUGGGGACCUCUCUUUCGGCGUUCUAGAGGAACUUAUCGAGGUUGAAGGUAUUCUUCCAUUUCCUGAGUCUCUUUUCCAGCGUUGGAAGCACCAGCAUCGACACCGUUUUGACGACUUGCAACUCCCACACGUGCCACACACCCGAACGAUUCAAGGUCCAAUCAUACCAACUGAGAAGCUUCAGAAAUCUCGUUCGCAAAGCAUUGGUAUGCGGGGAAGGAAUCGUUCGGGCUCGCUCCCCUGUCCUGAAUACGCUGGCCUCACGGACUAUAUCAUUGAUCACGCCUGGUUUGUUUCAACAAGAAGUCGAAUUAGGAUUUGGAGAUUACAAACGCCGUCAGAAUAUCGAGAAAAGCUCUUGGAUCCGAAAUUUGGACGAGGCGGUAUUCUUCUCGGCGCAAAGUUCUGCCCUCAUGCGAAGCACAAGCACGAGGUGGCGCAAGAGCCAGUAAAGCGUGAGAAUGUGCUUUGUUCAGAUUGCAUCUUCGACAUUUUCAGAAAGUUUGGUAGAAAGCAUGCGGCCCUAUCUGACACCAUUGCAAGUUCUCCUGCGGAGCUGCUGGAGCAGCAGGGUCUGGAGAAGAACUUUGGGAGAUUGAUGAAGAAGAUGCUCCAAAAUGAGCCAAUCUCCACAUUCGAUUUCGAAGAGCACCUACAGAAGAUGCAUUGGCCUGAAGAGAUCGGAAUACCCAAUGCAAACUUUGCGAGGAAGUUUGAUUUGGUUCCGAGAGGCGAGGCUCUACCGAUGGGUAUUUACGAGGGCCCCCGUCAAAGCAGUGUGGACGAGGAGGAUGUCCGGAUACUAAGACAGCUAUGGCAGCUUGCCCGCGAGAAAUGCGAAUCUCAGAAGGUUGAGAGCGAACUUGGGGACAAUAGCAGUAUGGCCCAUCAAAAACUUUUUGAGCAUUACCUUUCACGUUACAUCUCUCCUCUGCACCCAAUGCUGUUCUAUGAUAGCGGAUUGGAGUUCAACUGGAAGAACGACCCUGAGCCGGAAGGACAAUUUACCAAGAACUCACAACAGACCGAAAAACCGCUGGAAGAUCCUCGACUGAGAAGUAAUUCGGAGCCUGGAAAGACCGGUCACGUAGACAAGGAUAAAUUUCAUAUCUUAGAGCCCAAAGUCUGCAAAGCCCCAUGCCGGGGAAAAUACCGUAUGGCGAGCCGAAAAGAUCGCGGAGCGAACCCGAGUUCCCACGCGCUUCUCAAAACCGCACCACCAGCAAUUUACGCAUCCCCAACCGCGAGAAGAAAUUCUGCCAACUCUACUCGCCCUGUGCUUCCGACCCAACCCAAGUCACAAUCUAUGGCAUUCGACGACGACAGCGAGGACUUUCGCACGUUCGAUAAGCUGUUCACCAGCUCCGGCGUGACGAAUCAAGCAUCGAGUCACGACAAUAGCACUCGCAACAAUAGGAAGCGCUCGUCUACCGAUUUGGGCCGGAUGUACUCCACUGACCACGCUCAAAAUUCUGCUCGUCCGCCAAUUCAGACACGUACCCAACAACCGCAAAUUCGCAAACCUUCGAGCCAUCAAGUCCUGAGCAGCAGCGUCGCAUCGAGCACCCCAGUCUACCCACCGCGCAGAGAUAGCGUCCGCGCCUUCCAAGAGUCGAGCGCGUCUCCCACCCGUCAGUACACUCAUCGGCGCAAGAACAGCGACACCCCCUCUGCCUUCCGGUCUACGACGUCGACUUACAGAAGUGAUCCUCGUCCCAACGCGUCUCCACCUCUGAACACCGCGCGGUCGACUGGCUCGAGUCAGAACGCUCAGUACCUUUCCGAGUCAUCAGGAAUCAUCGGAAACUUCGUGCCAAUCGGUGCUGAAGACAUGGCGAGUUCCCACCCUGUCUCGACCGGCAGCAAGGCCUCCGCCCACUCGCAAGUUUUUCCCCAAAAGAAAACCGACCUCGUCACUAACCUCUCCAUCAGAUACAACAACCCCACCAAGAUUCCACGUCCAAACCCAUACCAGUUCGAGCCGGAUACGCCUGAGCCGUACAACCAGCAGCGCCAGACCCAAUUUACGGAUUUCAUGGACGGUUAUGCCGCACCUACUAUACCUGCGCCUGGCCCAAGUCCUCGAGGCCAUAUCAAGAACUCUCGAUCCGAGGGGAACGACCUGUUUGUCCUUCGAGAGAACGAGCCACUGAUGCCACCCAAGCCAAGCUACACACUUCACCGAAGCGAGUCCUCUCCAAGCCUGAACGCCUCUCUAUUUGAGGCUCAUCGUUACAGAGGCCCCAGCCCAGAUAUUCCUGAUUACUACCGCGGAGAUAUGGCUCGUACUGCUUAUGCUCUACGCGGUCGAUCUCCUUCUCCUUCUCGUGAUAAUCGCACGUAUGAAGAAGCUCAUGUAGACUACCCACGUUCCCAGACGUACACUACAAACUCACGAACACAGCCUCCUUUCCGACGUGAGAGGGAGUCAAAUGAGUCAAAUGACGGCAACCACUAUUCUUCUGUCUCCGGCCGCCGAUCUCCUACCCGUCGUGAAAGCGAGUCCAAUGAUGGUAACAACUACUCUUCGGUAUCCGGCCGCCAAUCUCCCGUUCGUCAUGAAAGCAACACAAAAGACUGUUACCAUCACUCAUCAGCAUCCAACCGCCACUCACCUCUUCGAAAUGAAGCUACCUCCGGCCCUCAUGCGUCGGCUUCAGGUCGCCAUUCCGGCAAGACUCCAUCAAAGGCUCUCCACGAUGUUGUCGAACGUGAUGAGCCUGCUGUCUUCUCACCAGAGACACCUUCGAGAUCCCGCUCCGAAUCGCCAUCAAAAUCGCCCAAGAAGCGUUCGCGUUCGCCCAUGAAGAAGAUGUUCGGUGAAAAUGGUUGGUUGGGCAGAUCCCCUGAUGAGAUUGCAGAUGUCAAGCGUCAAGUCAAAAAAGCUGCCGCGGAGCACAAGGAUAAGCCAAGCAUGAUGGGAAAGCUCAGACAUAAGUUAGGGGAGUUUGCCGAGAAGGCAGAUAUCAGUCCAAGCAGUAGAGGCAUUUGGGCCAGCAACGAUAAGAACCCAAAGAUGUCCAUCCUCUCCGUCUCUCUCGGACCCCCAGAACAAGCUAGGCUACUGAUGGAGGUGGAGCUUAUGAUUGUCCACACGGCAAACACCUUCCUCAUGUCCCAGUUCAGUCAAGGUCGCAUUGCAGUGGAUUCGAUCAAGAAGACCGUCGACACAUGGAAGAGUCGAGGCCGUCAUGUCGUGAUUGAAUUCAUGUACGAUCAGGCGACUCAGCGCGACUUGGUUGCAGCUAACCAGCACAAUUUCCGUUUCUUCGGCGAGCGAGCUGGCAGCGAAGUCCGAACCAACUCAAUGCUGUACAACUGGAAGCAGGUUGCUAGUUUGAUGGCCAUCCGCACCUUCUGCGAUGCCGACACCGUCAUUCUGAAGCUGUUGUUCGACGUCGAGCAGAUUCUUGAGCUCCUUGGUGGUGCCGAGUCCAUUAUGCUCAGACUUCAGCAGAUCAGAGCCAAUUCCAACGAGAUGAUGAGACUUGCUAGGCAGAGAAAGGAUGCGAGAAAGAGUGCUCAGGGUCAUAGCUCAGUUCCAGCUACUCCAGGUCGGGCUGCAACUUGGCUUAGCCAUUCUUCCAAAGGCACGUCAUCCCGAGGCCCUUCCACUGACGCAGACCCAUACGGUGGUAUGCGACUUGUACCCGACUGCUACAAGGAACCUAAUGAGACGAAAUCGCGAUAA
Molecule: messenger RNA, 3903 nt
Organism: Drepanopeziza brunnea f. sp. 'multigermtubi' MB_m1
Lineage: Eukaryota; Fungi; Ascomycota; Leotiomycetes; Helotiales; Drepanopezizaceae
Source: RefSeq, a predicted model, not a curated record